GGUUCAGUAUAAACUGACCAUGGAUGAGGGUGAACAAACAGUACUGGUCCACUGCUUCUUUCUUCUCGUUUUUCCUGGCAGUGAGAGAUGAUGAGAGUGGAAGGCACCAAAUAGAGGGACCGCAGGGACGCUGACAAUCUGCACAGACAGGCUGUGAUAAUGGAGAAAGCUGCACUGCUGCUGUUUUGUUGCCUGGUCAUGUCUUUAUCAGGCUCCCCGCUGUACCCAACCAUUAGGUUUGGUCAGAGGGAUAUGUCCAUCCUGAUGACAUCCUCUAUAAAGAAUCCAGCAGAGCAGCUGGAGGAAAACACACAUCCUUCUAGGGAGCGAGCAGAGUUGCGCUCAGGACGCCACGCCGAUGCCAUCUUUACAAACAGUUACAGGAAGGUCCUGGGGCAAAUCUCUGCCAGGAAGUUCCUUCAGACAAUCAUGGGCAAACGGCUGGGAGAGGAAAGUGGCAGCUACAUGAAGCGUCAGUCGGAUAUCUAUGAAGGAACCUAUAAGGAGGAUCUGACAUCCAUCCAGAGCGAUCAGAGAUACAGAGAGGUGCAGGGGGGCAUCCUGAGGCCCAGAUUGCUGAGUUGAGGAGAAAACAAAAGGCUGCCAGAUCGCCUUUCAUAAUCAUCACAGCUUUUUGUUUAAUUUCCUCCAAAGUGUUCUUUACAAAUGAUGAUGAUGAUGUCUUUUGUUCACAUUAAAAGUUGUGAAGAAAACCUGCA
This is a messenger RNA of Acanthochromis polyacanthus (spiny chromis), 719 nucleotides long. RefSeq names its product growth hormone releasing hormone (gene ghrh). Gene Ontology annotation, biological process: growth hormone secretion; adenylate cyclase-activating G protein-coupled receptor signaling pathway; positive regulation of multicellular organism growth. The transcript has 6 exons. Gene Ontology annotation, cellular component: perikaryon; extracellular region; terminal bouton. The record is from RefSeq and is a predicted model, not a curated record. Bases 160 to 585 code for a protein of 141 amino acids. NCBI's taxonomy places the organism in Eukaryota, Metazoa, Chordata, Actinopteri, Pomacentridae. Gene Ontology annotation, molecular function: neuropeptide hormone activity; peptide hormone receptor binding; growth hormone-releasing hormone activity.